AAAAAAAUGGAGCCCGGCGAGACGGAGAACUUCGCCGGGCUCGAGGCGGCGUUCACGUGCCGCCUCUGCGAGGACCGCCUCGACCACGAGGACCUGGAGAUGCUGCCCUGCGGCCACGCGUUUUGCGCCGCGUGUCUGCGGGACGAGACGGUCGACGAGUACGUCUGCCCCGAGUGCCGAGUCCCGUUCAUCGUCAAGGACAUCACCAAGGGCCACGACCUCCAGGAGGCCAUCCAGCCGGGCCUGGAGCUGUUGGACCUCGUCUCGCAAUUGCGCCGGGGCGGCGACGCGACGAAGCUCAAUUCUCUACCGACGCCGACGUCGGCCGACUGGCGCGCCGCGCGGCAACCGCUGGCCCCGGCGCCGGCGCCCACGGUCCUGCCGCGGCGGAAGCCCGCGGGCCGCGGCCGCGCCGCCGCGCGCGCGCCGGCGGCGGCGCCCGCGCGGCGCGGUCGCACCGCGUCGCCGGCCGCGCCAGCGACGAGACGCGGCCGGACCGCGUCGCCGGCUGCGAGACGCGGCCGCGCGGCCGCGCCGGCCGCCGCGCCCGCAAGGCGCGGCGCCGCGUCGCCACAGGCCACGUUCCGCGUCGGCGACUUCGUCGUCGUCGCGCCGGACACGUCGCCGGGCCACAACCGGGAGGGCGGCCCGGGUACGAUCGUCGCCGCGAACGACGACGGCUCCUUCGACGUCCGGUCGCCCGUCGGCCGCCGCACGAUGCUGCGCGUGCCGGCCGCGGACCUCGCGCACGACGGGGCCGCGCUCAGCGGCCGCGCGACGCGCCGGAGCAGCGGCAGCGCGUCCAGCGCCCCGAGCGAGGCGCCCGCGCCGAAGCGGCGCCGCGGCGGCCGGCGCCGAUCGCCCGCCGCGCUGCCCGCGCCGGUCGCGCGCGGCGGCUCGACGGCCGCCCAGGCGUCGGCGCGCGCCGCGCGCGCGGCCGCGCGGUCGCCCGCGCCGGUCGGCGCGCCGGCCGCGCCGGCGUCGUCGUCCGAGAGCGAGGACGCUGAGCCGGCUCCGCCGCGGCCGGCAGCGCGCAAGCCGGCAGCGCGCAAGCCGGCCGCGCCGGCGUCGUCGUCCGAGAGCGAGGCCGCCGAGGCGGAACCGCCUGCGCGCAAGCCGGCGGCGCGCCGGGCUCCGCGGCCAUCGUCGUCCUCAGAGAGCGAGGCCGCCGAGGCGCCGCCGCCGAGGCGAAAGCCGGCGGCGCGCCGCGCAAAGCCCGCGGCCGCGCCCGCCAUCCACGACGACUUCGAGUUCGACGGCGGCGACGCCGCGCCGGCGCGGAAGCCCGCGGCCGCGCCGCAGCGGAAGCCCGCGGCGAAGAAGCGGCCGCCGCUGUCGCCGGUCCGCGCGGCCGACGCCGAGGCGCGCGAGAAGCGGCAGCGGCGCGCAUCAAACAUCAAAGUGCUGUUCACGGCCGUCGAUGUCACGGACAAGGAGCGCGCCAUGCUCUCGGCCUUCGGCGGCGUCCAAGUCAAGGCGCCCCGGGAGUGGCGCGACGCGACGCACCUCGUGUGCCCCGUACCAUUGAAACGGACGCCCAAGUUCCUCGCGGCCGUGUCCGUCGUCGAGCACGUCGUCACCCUAGACUGGCUCCGCCAGAGCGAGCAGAUGGCGCGCGCCGUCGACGCGGCCGACUACGUUCCGCGCGACAAAAAAGCCGAGCGGAACUGGCGGUUCGAUUUGGAGGAGACGCUCGCGCGGACGCGAAAUGGCGAGAAGUGCCUCGCGGGCUACGCGCUCCUGCUCGACCACCGCGCGCGCCGGGACCCGAAGGCCGGCCUGCCCACCGACGACGAGCUGAAGGCGAUCGCCGAGUGCGCCGGCGCGCAGUGGCUCCUGAACCCGACGAAGGCCGGCCGCCGGUCGACGGGGCCCUGGCCGCCGCGCCGCGGCGUCGUGCUGCUGGGCGACCCGAAGAUCGCCGUGGAUCGGUUCAUCCGCGACCAGAUCGCGCCGGCCGCGAUCGCGGCGCACGUCGACAAGGAGACGCUGUGGUCUGCGAUCCUGUCCAAGGACCUGCCCUGGGCCGCGGGCGGCGACGCCAGCGACGACGGCGCCGCGGCCCCGCCGCCGAAGCGGGCGCGCGCGCGGCCCGCGGCGAAGAAGCCGGCCGCGAAGCCGGCGGCGCGGCGCCCGUCGCCGCCGGCAUCGUCGUCGUCGGAGAGCGAGGGCGAGGACGUCGCGGCGGCGCGAAAGCCGGCGGCGCGCCGGGCUCCGCCGCAACCUCAUUCAACCGGCCGCUCAACGAUUGGAACGCCGCAGUCGUCGUCCUCGGAGAGCGAGGAGGAGGCUCCGGCCGCCGCGCCGGCGUCGUCGUCCCGCGCGCCGGCCAUGAUACGAAGGCCGGCGGCGCGCCGGGCGCCGGCCCCGGAUAGCGAUCAUGACAACGUCGAGGAAGAGGCCCCGCCGCCGCCGCCGCCCGCGGCCGCCGCGCCGUCGUCCUCGGAGAGCGACGACGACGAAGAAGCCGAGGAAGCGCCCGCCGCGCCGGUGGCCCACAGCUUCGAGUUCGACGCCGACGGCGACGCGGCCAUGCCCGCGGCCGCCGCCGACGACGCCGAAGAGAACCCCUGCACGCAGCCAGAGGCCCCGGUGCCGGCGACGGGCCCGCACGGCACGCGGCGCAAGGCGCGCGCGACGACGCCGCCGCACGACGACGAGGACCCCGCGCCGGCGCCCGAUGCGCCCCCGCCGGCGCCGGCGGCGCCGGCCGCGCCGCCCAGCGCGUCGUCGGCCGACGACGACUGGGACGACUCGCAGCCCGAGGCGCCGCGCGCCGCCGCGCCGCCGACGCCGCCGCCGCGCGCCGCCGCGCCAGCCGAGGCGCCCGCGCCCGCGCCGCCGCCCGCGGAGUCGCUCCUCGCGAAGCGCCGCGCACAGGACGCGCUACGCCGCAGCGCAACGCCGUCGCCGCCGGCGCCCGCCCCCGCCGCACCGGCGCCUCCGGUCGCGCCGGCGCCCGCACCUCCGGCACCUCGUGUCGCCGCGCCGCCGCCGGCAGCAGCCCCGGCGGCGCCGAGCCCGGACCUGCCGCUCGAGGCGAACACGCUCGAGGCGAACUCGCCGCCGCUGCCGCCGCCCAAGCAGCCGAGCCCCGCCGCGGCGCCGGCGCCGAGCCCGACCAUCGGCACGCAGUGGGACGCGACGCCUACGGAGUCGGCGUACUCGCACCCGGAGCCCGCGCCCGCGCCGCCGCUGCCGGCCGUCGCGGACGUCGUCGAGGCCGAGCCGCCAGCGCGGCCGCCGCCGAUCGAUUUCGAGGACUCGAUGCCGCCGCCCUCACCGCCGCGACCGCCGCCUAUAGAAAUCGAGGACUCGCUGCCGCCGCCGUCGCCGGCGCGGCCGCCCGUCGAGGACUCCUCGCCGGCCGACGAGCCCUUCGCCGCGGAGAGCAUGCCGCCGCCGGCGCCUGUCGUGCCGCCGACGGGCCAGGCCGUCGGCGGGUCCGUGAGCCUCAGCGAGUCGUGGGACGAGUCCGCGCCGGCGCCGGCGCCGCCGCCUCGGAGCCCUUCGCCGGCGUCGGACUGGGACGACAGCGAGCCCGCGCCGGCGCCGCCCCCCAUGGCGGCGGCCACGCUCUACUACCCCGACAGCCCGGCGGUCGAGGCCGAGGCGCCGCCGUCCGCGCCCUCGCAGCACUCGGGCGCGGGCUCGGACACGGCGCUCUCGCCGCGCUUCGCGCGGCGCCGCUCCACCGAGACGUCAAGCGGCGGCGCGCGCUCCUCCGUGGCGUCGUCGGAGCGCGGCUCGGAGACGAUGCUCGAGCCGGCGCGGCGGUCGGGCUCGUCGGGGCCGAGCCGCUCGGGCCCGCCGACGGCCGGCGGGUCGUCAAGCGACGAGUCCGACAAUGAAGAUGACGCUCCACAUUCCUCCCAGGGCUCGACGCGGCUGCCGUCGUCGGACUCGCAGCCGGCGCGCCGGCGCGAGAGCACCUACCCCGACGAGUCGCUCGACACGCAAGGCAUCCGGGAGUUGAUCCGCGACGGCGCCGACCGCCGGGAGCAGACGAACCUGCGGAUCCUGCGGAGCCAGCAGGACCCGCGCGACGACGACGACGACGACGUCGUCGAGUCCGAGCCGCCGGCGCGGCCGGCGCUGCCCCCGGAGCCGGCGCCGAUCGAGACGGGGUCGGGCUGGUACUCGGAGCCGCCGCCGCCGGAGAGCUGCGGCUUCUCGGACGACGGCCGCGACGCGCCGCCGCCGCGGCGCGGCCGGUCGACGACGACGAGCGCCGCCGCGACGGACAUCGUCGAGGACACGCCGCGCUUCUCCGACGACGGCCGCCGCGGCCCGUCCAUCGGCUCGGAGACGCGCUGCUCGCCGGCGCCGCGCGCGUCCCAGGGCUCCGAGACGCUGCCGCCGUCUCCGUCGAACGUCGAGGCCGCGGCGCCGUCCCAGGAGGAGACGCAGACGUACCAGCAGCCGCCCGAGCGCUUCGAGUACACGCGACCUACAAAUGUAUCAAGGGGCCAGCCCCUGCCCGGCGAGUACACGUUCGACGAGGAGGCGGAGUCCAUCGACGACGACGGCGACGACGACGACCUCGACCCGCACCCGCACCGGCGGCUGCCGCCGGCCGCGGGCUCGCUCAAUAGCCUCGCGGCGCAGUCGCAAGCCGAGGACACGCCGCGGCCGCCGCGGCCGCGCGCCGCGGACCCCGGCGAGCCGUCGCUGCCGUGGGAACCGGCGAAAGGCCUGAAGGGCUUCUCGCUGGGGAGCUCGCCCGCGUCGCCGGCCGCCGCGCCGCCGGCCGCGCCACCAACGGCCGGCGGCUCGUCCUCCGACGAGUCCGAAGCCGAGGACGAGUUCGACAUGUCCGCGGCGAUGGAGGCGCCGCGGCCCGCGCCGGCGCCGGCGCGGACGGGCUCGAACUGGCUCCACGCGUCGGCCUUCCGGUCGACGGUGCGGCGCGUGGGCCCGGGCAUGCGGAACCGGCCGAUGGGGUCCUUCCGGCCGCCGCGGCCCGUGGGGAAACGCAAGUAA
This is a messenger RNA of Pelagomonas calceolata, 4983 nucleotides long. Lineage: Eukaryota; Pelagophyceae; Pelagomonadales; Pelagomonadaceae. The record is from the annotation of a GenBank genome assembly.